GUCUGGGCUUUUAAGCCCAAUUGCAUGUGGGCUUGGGUAUGAAAAAACACCAUGGCACACACAACAAAGCAAUGAAAACGAAAGAAAUCGUAGAAGAAAAAAACAACAAACAAUGCGCACACACAAAAACAACAACAACAUUGAAUCGUUUUUCAGUUGCAACUUUCUCAUCUAUCUUUGUAUCUUUCUCUGUUUCCAUUUCUCUGUCUUCUCAACUUCAGUUUCACACGACCACAACUAAUUUUCAAUUUCAAUCCUCACCGUCUAUUUCGUUGACUUAGAGUAAAAGCGAAAGCGAAAACCAUUGUUGAAGAUUUCUUGAAACCCUAACGAAGUGAAAAAAAGAGAGUGAUAUGAUCGUUAUUGUUCUCCGAUGAUGAAUACGGCGAACGGUAAUAUGACGACGCCGUCUUCUUCUUCAUCCGGUGGUGGUGGUGGUACUACACAGUCACAAGGUCUCAAAACCUAUUUCAAAACCCCUGAAGGAAAAUAUAAACUUCAAUUCGAGAAAACUCAUCCUGCUGGUCUUCUUCAAUUCAAUCAUGGCAAAACCGUUUCUCUGGUAACCCUAGCACAUCUUAAGGAGAAGGCAGCGCCUUCAACUCCGACUGCGUCAUCUUCGAGUUUUAGUGCCAGCAGUGGAGUACGGUCAGCUGCGGCUAGAUUGUUAGGAGGAGGAAGCAAUGGAAGUAGGGCGCUUAGUUUUGUCGGUGGAAAUGGUAGUAGUAAAAGCAAUGGAGGAACUGGUAGGAUUGGUUCGAUUGGUGCUUCGAGUUUGAGUAGUUCGGUUGCUAAUCCUAAUUUUGAUGGGAAAGGAUCUUACUUGAUUUUCAAUGCUGGGGAUGCGAUUUUGAUAAGUGAUUUGAAUUCUCAAGAUAAGGACCCGAUAAAGUCUAUCCACUUCAGUAAUUCGAAUCCUGUCUGCCACGCAUUUGAUCAGGAUGCUAAGGACGGGCAUGAUCUGCUCAUAGGCUUGUUCUCUGGCGAUGUCUAUUCGGUGUCACUGAGACAGCAAUUACAGGAUGUUGGUAAAAAGAUUGUCGGGGCGCACCAUUACAACAAAGAUGGUAUUCUCAAUAACAGUCGUUGUACAUGUAUUUCUUGGGUGCCUGGAGGUGAUGGUGCUUUUGUUGUUGCGCAUGCUGAUGGGAAUUUGUACGUAUAUGAAAAGAAUAAAGAUGGUGCUGGUGAUUCUUCAUUCCCAAUCCUCAAAGAUCAAACUCAGUUUUCUGUUUCCCAUGCACGGUACAGUAAGAGUAAUCCAAUAGCCAGAUGGCAUAUAUGCCAGGGUUCGAUUAACAGUAUUUCUUUCUCAUCGGAUGGGACAUACAUGGCAACUGUGGGACGAGAUGGUUACUUGCGAGUGUUUGAUUAUGCAAAAGAACAACUUAUAUGCGGUGGGAAAAGUUAUUAUGGUGGUUUAUUAUGUUGUGCUUGGAGCAUGGAUGGAAAGUAUGUUUUGACGGGAGGAGAAGAUGAUUUAGUUCAAGUUUGGAGCAUGGAAGAUCGCAAAGUUGUUGCAUGGGGCGAGGGACAUAACUCAUGGGUCAGUGGAGUGGCUUUUGAUUCAUAUUGGUCAUCACCAAAUUCAAAUGACAAUGGAGAGACAGUUAUGUAUCGAUUCGGUUCAGUUGGUCAGGAUACACAAUUGCUUCUAUGGGAUCUGGAAAUGGACGAAAUUGUAGUGCCCUUGAGGCGUCCCCCCGGUGGAUCCCCAACUUUUGGUUCCCCAACUUUUAGUACUGGAAGUCAGUCAUCCCAUUGGGACAAUGUAGUCCCAUUGGGUACCUUGCAACCUGCUCCAAGUAUGCGGGAUGUUCCAAAAAUCUCUCCACUGGUUGCUCAUCGUGCGCAUACUGAGCCACUUUCUAGCGUGAUAUUUACCCAGGAAUCUGUACUUACAGCCUGCCGGGAGGGGCACAUCAAAAUCUGGACGAGACCUGGCAUAGCCGAGAGCCAGCCAAGCAACUCGGAAACCUUGUUAGCUACCAGUCUCAAGGAGAAGCCUCCACUUUCUAGCAAGAUCAGCAACUCUAGCUACAAACAAUAACUAAAUCUAAAGAGUUUUAAGCAAUUUUUUUAUGGUUUGUUUAUCUUUUAUCCGGCUGGUUUAGUUUUAACAUCUUGAUUUAAGUAAAGAUGAACCAACUGGUUUUAUUGUAUAUUCAGUUAUUAACGGAUGAGCAUGCCAUUGAUAGAACUAUGAGGAUGGGAGGGAGAAUUCUCUCCAACCGCCUCCUGUAAUUACAAAACGGCUGUUACUAGGAUAUCUGAUUAGUGAUUACAGGAAUAAUGUGAAAUUGGUCCUUGGAGAUCAGUACUUUUGAAGUGCGUACAUACAAGCCAUCAUUGUUUAUCGCCCUUA
Trifolium pratense (red clover) is the source of this 2365-nucleotide messenger RNA. Its product is annotated as WD repeat-containing protein 20. Gene Ontology annotation, molecular function: protein binding. The record is from RefSeq and is a predicted model, not a curated record. The coding region runs from base 374 to 2050 and encodes 558 amino acids. NCBI's taxonomy places the organism in Eukaryota, Viridiplantae, Streptophyta, Magnoliopsida, Fabales, Fabaceae. The transcript is spliced from 12 exons.